AUGAGAGCAAGCCAGGAUAAUUGUCCUUUAUGCGACAAUGUAUUAAGAGCUGAAGAACGAGUAGUGGUUGGUGAGAAAGGGGCUGAAGGAAUCAACCGUGCCAGCAUUGAAAUUGGUGAUAGGAUCGUUGCAUGUUCUGGGACUGUAGUGCACAAAAAAUGUCGCAUGAAUUACAUCAAUAAGAAGCAAAUAGAUUUGUAUAAGAAGGCAAAGUUCACCAAGCCGUCCCUACCUGUCAAACGAAGUGCACGCGCUUCUAUUGGGCCUUAUGACAGCAGAACGCAUUGUUUAUUCUGCGGAAAUGAAAUAGUAAAGGCAUCAAGUAGUGGCGUAUAUUCUGAAGAAUACAGCUGUGUUAAAACAGAUACAUUUGUGGAAACAGUCUUGUCGCAUUGCAAACAGCGUAACGAUGAUUGGGCAUUUACUGUUCAAGGGAGAAUAGAGUACUUUGGAAAGGAUUUGCAUGCAGCAGACAGUCUGUAUCAUCGGUCAUGUGACAUUCAUUUUCGCACAAAUAGAGGUAUUCCCAUGCAGCACCAAGUUGGAAUUACUGAAAAGAAAGCACGCAAGGUGGGAGGCCAAAGGAUGCUGACCAAGAGCAAGCAUUUAUAAGGAUGUGUUCCUUCUUCGAGGAAAACGAUGAAGAGCAACUAACAGUAUCAGAUCUUGCUGAUAAAAUGGGUGAAUAUCUGGUAAAACAAGACUCUGUUGCCUAUGGUAAUCAAUAUCUGAAGUCCAAGCUGUUGAAACAUUACGGUGAGUCAAUAUUCAUAGCCGAGGACAAUGGGUUACAUGACAUCGACACUUUCCGUGAGAAGACCAGUAGUAUCCUAAGGGACUACUUCAGUAAACCGGAAAUGGAUGAAGGAGCCCGAAAGAGCGCUAUUAUAGAGACUGCAGCCAAACUCAUCAAGAGCGACAUUACGUCAAUGAUUCCACUUUCAACAGAUCAGUAUCCAAAAGCUUCAGAUGUUGAAUUAAAUUCCGCAUUAGAGUAUGUUCCACCUAGCUUACACUGCUUAACCAAAAACCUCCUUGUUGGAAAGGAUAUUCGCAGGAAAGAAGCAAGUAUUGGGCAAUGUAUCAUCCAAGCUGUACGAUCUAGGGCUGUAGUAGCCCCAUUACAGAUUGGAUUAGCAGUGCAGAUGCAUCACCAUUUCAGGUCACGAUUUCUAGUAGAUACUCUUGCGGCAAUGGGUUAUUCUUCCUCAUAUUCCAAAGUUCAACGUUUAGAGGAAAACGCUGCAGCAUCUGUUGCUCCGGACGUACUAGGUGGUGAGAUAAACGCACUAGAUUCAGCCCUUCUGUUUGCAGCUAAUAACGUUGAAUAUAACAUCAUCACGUUAGAUGGAAAGGGAACAUUUCACGGCAUGGGGAUGAUAGCAGCCAUAACCCCAGGAAGGCAGACCAGUCACACUGUUCUCAGACAAAAGAUCGCGCAGUUAAAGAUUGUUGAGCUAGCUCAAGUUGAUAUCAAAGAAUAUCGGUUCGCGAAAUACGCCCGAAACAACAUUAAAUUCGAUCCCGUGCCUUACUUUGACGGCCAUGCCCACAAGGUUGAUAUAUUGUGGGCAAUGUCCUUUCGCUUCAAGAAGUCCGCGCCAGGCUGGCAGGGAAUGAUGCAUUUGUUGCACAAAGAUUGCGAUCAUCCAGGACAAUCUUCCGUCGUCUUUCUACCAAUAAUUGACAUGUAUCCUGGAGAUAAGUCGUACAUCUUCUCCACCCUCGAAUACUUGUGCAAUCUUGCUAAUUGA
Messenger RNA from Paramuricea clavata, 1754 nucleotides. The record is from the annotation of a GenBank genome assembly. Lineage: Eukaryota; Metazoa; Cnidaria; Anthozoa; Malacalcyonacea; Plexauridae.